Messenger RNA from Lolium perenne, 1401 nucleotides. RefSeq names its product probable lysophospholipase BODYGUARD 1. NCBI's taxonomy places the organism in Eukaryota, Viridiplantae, Streptophyta, Magnoliopsida, Poales, Poaceae. The record is from RefSeq and is a predicted model, not a curated record.
CCGAUAUCCCCGCUCUCCGCGCAGCCUCGCCGGCUAAGCAUGGGUAGAUGUAGCUCUAUAUAAUACCACCACGGAUCGCAUCUACUGCUUCACCUGCACACAUCGAUCCAACGUCCGCCACGGCGUAUCGGUUGCUUCUCCGAUUGUAUCUCUUCUGAAGCUCCACCGGCCAGCUACAUCGCUGGUCUGAUCACGUCUCUCAUCUCAUCUGGCCAUGGCUGGACCGGGCGACAAGCCGUCUGGCUCCACCGUCGGCCAGGAAGUCCCGCCGCCUCGACCCGCCGCCGCCGGCUCCGGUAUCGCCAAGAGGCUUCCCCGCCUUGCAUUUAUGAUCUUGCUGGCGGUGCUGUUUCGUCAGCUUCAGGCGCCGCCUCCCAAAAUCUGCGGAACGCCCGGCGGCCCUCCGGUGACCGGGACAAGGAUCAGGCUCAAGGACGGGAGACACUUGGCCUACCAUGAGUCCGGUGUCCCCAAGGAAGAGGCCAAGCAUAGGAUCAUCUUCGUCCAUGGAUUCGACUCCUGCAGAUACGAUGCGCUGCAAGUAUCACCCGAGCUUGCGCAAGAGCUCGGGGUCUACAUCUUGUCCUUCGAUCGGCCUGGGUACGGCGAGAGCGACCCGCACCCUGAGAGAACCGAGAAGAGCACCGCCCUGGACAUCGAAGAGCUAGCAGACGCCCUUGAGCUUGGCCCCAGGUUCUACCUCGUCGGAUUCUCCAUGGGCGGCGAGAUCAUGUGGAGCUGCCUCAAGCACAUCCCUCACAGGCUCUCCGGGGUGUCGAUCCUCGGCCCCGUGGGCAACUACUGGUGGUCAGGGUACCCGUCGAACGUGUCGUGGGCGGCGUGGUACCAGCAGAUCCCGCAGGACCAGUGGGCGGUCCGCGUCGCGCACCACGCCCCCUGGCUCACCUACUGGUGGAACACCCAGAAGUUCUUCCCGGCAUCCAGCGUCAUCGCCUUCAAUCCCGCCAUCCUCUCCCGGGAAGACAUGGCCAUCGUCCCCAAGCUCGCCUACCGAAGCUACGCGGGCCAGGCGAGGCAACAGGGAGAGCACGAGAGCCUGCACCGGGACAUGAUCGUCGGGUUCGGCAAGUGGGCGUGGAGCCCGCUGGAGCUAGAAGACCCGUUCCCGGCCGGCGACGCGGAGGUGCACCUGUGGCACGGCGCCGAGGACCUCAUCGUGCCCGUCGGCCUCUCCCGCUACAUCGCCAAGACGCUGCCGUGGGUCCGCUACCACGAGCUGCCAACGGCCGGGCACCUCUUCCCCAUCGCCGACGGCAUGGGCGAUGUCAUCGUCAGGACGAUGGUGCUAGGAGCCUAGGACACAACUGAACUGCUGAAUCCACUGCUGUUAGCUACACUGACAUUGACGAUAAUAAUGAUCGAAUACCACUCUUCUGCUCA